Messenger RNA from Magallana angulata, 4237 nucleotides. Its product is annotated as GATOR complex protein NPRL3-like. Bases 127 to 2976 code for a protein of 949 amino acids. Gene Ontology annotation, biological process: cytoplasmic translation; negative regulation of TOR signaling. Lineage: Eukaryota; Metazoa; Mollusca; Bivalvia; Ostreida; Ostreidae. Gene Ontology annotation, molecular function: GTPase activity; GTP binding. Gene Ontology annotation, cellular component: cytoplasm. The record is from RefSeq and is a predicted model, not a curated record. The transcript is spliced from 28 exons.
CUUGAUGAAUGGCAUUAUUCCGGAUUUCAAACAAGAUGGCAGCCUCCAUGUAGUUUCCUCCUGGCCUUAGUUCACACAGAUAAACCUUGAUUUCGGUAAUAUAAGAAACCAAACUAACCAUACAUCAUGGGAAUUCUUGAGAAAAUUGCCGAAAUUGAGAGGGAAAUAUCCCGAACACAGAAAAAUAAAGCCACUGAAUACCAUCUGGGGUUGCUUAAAGCAAAACUUGCAAAGUACAGGCAACAGUUGUUAGAACCUACAGGAAAAUCAGCAGGCAAGGGUGAAGGUUUUGAUGUAAUGAAAUCAGGAGAUGCCAGGGUAGCCUUGAUAGGAUUCCCGUCUGUUGGAAAGUCAACACUUCUUAGCACACUGACAUCAACCAAAAGUGAAUGUGCUGCAUAUGAAUUCACAACCUUGACCUGCAUUCCUGGGGUUAUUGAGUAUAAUGGUGCCAAAAUACAGCUUCUUGAUUUACCUGGAAUCAUUGAGGGAGCUGCACAAGGUAAGGGUAGAGGUCGACAGGUCAUUGCCGUGGCAAGAACAGCGGAUCUUGUUGUGAUGAUGCUGGAUGCCACCAAGAGCAAAAUACAGAAGGAACUGCUGACUGCUGAGUUAGAAAGUGUUGGUAUCAGGCUGAAUAAGAGGAAACCCAACAUCUACUUUAAGCAAAAGAAAGGUGGUGGGAUAUCUUUCAAUUCGACUCUACCUCUCACCAAAUGCAAUGAGAAGAUGGUACAACUGAUUCUACAUGAAUGGAAGAUUUUUAAUGCAGAGGUUCUAUUUAGAGAGGAUUGUACAUCAGAUGAAUUUGUAGAUGUCAUCCUGGGUAGUAGAGUGUACAUGCCAUGUUUAUAUGUUUAUAACAAAAUUGACCAAAUCUCAAUAGAAGAAAUUGACAGGAUAGCUAGAGAACCCAGCUCUGUGGUAGUCAGUUGCAAUAUGAGGCUGAACCUGGACUACUUGUUGGAGAUGGUAUGGGAAUAUCUGGCCUUGGUGAGAGUUUACACCAAGAAACGAGGAGCAAAGCCAGAUUUUGAAGAUGGUUUAAUUUUAAGAAGAGGAUGCACAGCUGAACAUGUGUGCCAUGUUAUACACAGAACAAUGGUGGACAACUUCAAAUAUGGAUUAGUUUGGGGAACUAGUGUCAAAUACAGCCCCCAGAGGAUAGGGCUACAACACUUGAUGAACCAUGAUGAUGUCAUACAAAUUGAGAGAGCAGACGGGUUGACUUGUGAUUUUCAAGAUUUUGUUGAAAUGAAUACUGAUCCCCUCGCUAUAGUUGUCGUAACCUCGGGAACUCGGGGGGACAGAUUGCUUUUCCGCUAUCCCAGUACGGAGCCAACUAACCACGGAGUGUUCGAGAAAUCCAAAGGGAGUAAUCCAUAUGCUGUUAAAGUAACAGAGGAUAUUAAUGUCAAAAAAGAACCUGUGACAUCUUGCAUCAGAGAUAACACAUUAGUUGGGUUUUCAGACAGCAUAUUGGCCAACAUAUUGGCAGUUAAGCAAGACCUCUGUCGAAAGCCUUUUGAUCUGAAGAUUGACGAUGUUCGCUUUGUUGGCUACCCAAUGUCUUUGGACCCCAGUAAAUCCAAGCCAGGUGCUCAUCAGAUCAUCUCAUUCAACAUUACAUUUGUUCUCAGGGCCAAUGUGACGUCCUCUGUAAUCCAGUGUUACACCGACCUAGUUAAACAGAUCACAGUGGCCAUCCAUCACGAGGAGGAGAGGUGUCAGUACUUGUCCUCCCAGGCCAAAAUCAUGCUGGCCGUCCACGACGAGGUGGCAGCCAUGCCAGAAGAUUCUGUGGAGUCUCCAUAUGCAGCAAUUCUUCAGAAAUGUACUCUUGCCAGUUGUUUACAAACAAUCUUUGAGGACCUGGGUAGAACAGGACUAGUUCAUCUAUUCAUCAAUAAAUGGAUUGAGAUUUGGUUUUGUUUGCCUCACAAAAUCCACCAGAUACCAGACUCAUCAGCUGUUUUGAAAAUAGAGCCAGAAAUAAUACAGAAAUGUUUAGAGUGUCUGAGGCCUUAUCAUGGAGUCCUGUUGUUGGAGGAGAAACAAGUGUUACAAGACUCACUACCCAUGGACUGUAGCCCCGCCCUCAGUCGUCUGAUCACUGUGUGUAGUCCACAGCAAAGUCUACAGGUGCUCUCCCAGGAGGCAGAUCUCACCUUGUCACAGGUUUUCCAUAUUGUUGGUCAUCUUGUGUACUGGGGAAAGGCAACCAUCAUCUACCCUUUGUGUGAGACCAAUGUGUAUGUUCUCUCCCCUGUAGCCAACACCUAUACGAAUUCAGACCUCUCUGAACAAUUUAAGAAGUUGUUCAACUUGUCUCUUUGUGGUCAGCUGGCAGAGUUCUCAUACCCUGUCAAACUUAGGGAAUCCAAGGAUGUGCUGAAUCCUAUCAAACAACAGGACCAGAAAGUUAAAAUUGUGUUGUGGAUGCUGCAGCAUCAACUGUUGAUUCAGCUGCACACCUAUGUUAUUUUCUGUCCCCCUGCCUCUCGCAGAAUGAAGAAAAUGUCAGAGGAAAUGUGUAGGUCAUCGGGCAUGCCCAUUGUACCAGAGGAGGAGUGUGUGUCGGUAUCAGAUAUUGCGUCAGUGAACAGUGACGAGAGUUUAGCGCUGAGUUACCAGGGGACCAGUCAGUUCUCAAAGUCCCCGUCCUCGGACGGCUCGCUGGCCUCUGAGGACCGGUUCCUGUCUCUCCAUGAGGAGCUGUACAACCUGUCCAAAGAGGAGAGGGACUGUAUCCUGGACAUUCCCGCUGCGAGGACGCUGGAGGACCUGAAGCUCUUUACCAGACUUUUCCCGUACUUUCGAGGUGACCACCAUUUGGAGGAAAUCAUGUACUAUGAGAAUCUCCACCGAUCUGAUCUUAUGGCCCUCCUGGACAAGUUCCGAUCAGUAUUAAUCACUUGUCAGUAUGAGGACCCGGCCACUUCUUUUACUCAUAUGGAUCACCACCAAAACACCUAGGGCCGGGUCAAUCCAUUCCUCACCACUCGGAGAAAUUAAUGAUGCUGGUAUCUCUCUGUGAAUCCCAAACAUUCAGUAUCUUGCGUGAAUAGCUGGCUGAUCACAAGACUUGUCUGCAAGUCAUGGAUGAACGGAAUCAUCAGAUCUGAUCGAUUCAAACAAGGGUUCAAUCAUUCAACUCAUUCCAAUCGAGAUAGGGAGAAUUGUAUGGCUUCCUGUACAGCUGUGGUACCUGGUGUAAUAGUACCUUUUGGAUGAUCCUCAUCGUGGAUGUGGUGUUUUAAUCAGGGUUGUGUUUGGAUUCAAAUACAUGUACUGGUACAUUGUAUUGAUUUUCUUUCAGUACUUGAAUGUACUUAAAUGUGCAAAAAUUACUUUAAGCUGUGUAUGAAUGCAGAGUUGACUCAUUUUAUUGAUAUUCUCAACUCAAAAAGUAGUUCAUAUUAUUAAAUGAUCAUGCUCACAGAACUCUAAAUUUAUUCAGGGGAAUGAUUAGUGAAUCUGUAACUGAAUAAGUUACCUUAUAAUGUUAAAUUGAAUGAUAGCAAGUUGUUGAAACAAUUUUUAUUCUCUUGAUUGAUAUUUCAAAUUCCUACUCUGUACCAAAAUAUAUAUGCUGGUAAAACAUGCAACUAUAUUUUAAAAAAAUUAUAGGAAAAUUUGAUUCAACAAUAUAUGAAUUUGCUAUGUAAGCAAGCUAUUUUGAAGGAAUUGUAAGUUUAUUCACUCUUGGUGAUCACUGAAAGAUUUGGGAUGAAGGAGGAUCCAAUUUUUCAUGAAAAUAUAUUCUAAACAUUUUCUGAUUUUAUAAUUUGUGAAAGUUAAAAGGAUGCAAAAAUGCUACAUAGAAUUUUUAAGUUCAAAUAAUAAUGCAACUUCUUGGGUCAAAGAAGGGCUACUGUAUGCCCAGACUAGGUUGUAAUACGCAAAAAUAAAACGGUAGAAUAUUUCCCUGUAUACAGUAUUUGGGGGGGGGGGGGGAGGAAGGAAGGAAGGGGGGGGGGUGUAUUAGAUAGUUUUAAAUACAGUGGAGGUAGUUACCUGUAGCUACUUUGGUUAGGACAUUAUGUGAAAUAUGGCCCAUGCUUUGUGGAGCUUAAUGUGAGAGAACAGAUCUAUGUGCAAUAAAUCUUUGAAGUGCCAACAAUUUUUCAUUUUUAAUACCAGAAGUUUUUUUUGACUUGUCACAAAUCAAAAUGGAACAAGUUUGGUAUAUCUUAUCUCUAAUGGCAAAGUGUUAAUAAACAUUAUUAGCAAACUC